GGAGCCACCCGCGUCCCCAACGCGGGGUUCGGAGAGGUCUGAAGUGCGCGCCGCGUGGUUGUGGACACCGCGUGUGUGGAGGGAACUGGGAAACCGCGAGAGAAAGAGGGAAAAGGGAGCGAUGCUGAUCUCGGGAAGAAAAAAGAGCUCUGGCUGAACCACGGAUCACACAGGGUGCCAAGAGUGACUUAGGCUAAAAGCCUAAUCCAUCUAGGAAUGCUGUUGAAUGUGAGCUCCGUGUUUCCCUUGCUACAACUGCUAGUGCUGUGUUGGUGGCCAUAGGGUAAGAAGGCCUUGUGGAUCACAGCAAUUGGUUCCUGAAAGGCCCAAAACGAGUAGCUGCUGAGCUUUCUGCCGCCCCCAACUCCUAAUCCUCUCUUCAGCCACUUAUAGAGCCAGACCUUCGGCCUCUGCCCCCUCCAGGCCGCUCUGCCUCAGAACAGGGCUUGCUUUUCCAGCUCACCCUGGACCAUGUCCCUGGGCAGUGGAGGAUUGUGAGACCGUGGCUGAUAGGCAACUCAGCUGCUCGCCUGCUCCUGCCCAGCCUCGAGGGCGCCCAGACCCCAGGAGCAGCGGCUGGCUGAGGUGAGCACAGACACGGUGAGGAUGAGCUUAGGGGUGAGCACCUCAGCCCCACCCCUCACCACCUUGGACCGGAGCAGCACUGCCCCCAUCUUCUCCACCGUGGACUAUGUGGUGUUCGCCCUGCUGCUGCUGUUUUCCCUGGCCAUUGGGCUCUAUCAUGCUUGUCGCGGCUGGGGCCGCCAUACUGUUGGCCAGCUGCUGAUGGCAGACCGCAAAAUGAGCUGCUUCCCUGUGGCACUGUCCCUGCUGGCCACCUUCCAGUCAGCUGUGGCCAUCUUGGGCGUGCCCUCUGAAAUCUUCCGGUUUGGGACCCAGUAUUGGUUCCUGGGCUGCUGCUACUUUCUGGGGCUGCUGAUUCCUGCUCAUGUCUUCAUCCCUGUCUUCUACCGCCUGCACCUCACCAGCACCUAUGAGUACCUGGAGCUCCGAUUUAAUAAAGUGGUGCGGAUUUGCGGAACUAUGACCUUUAUCUUUCAGAUGGUCAUCUACAUGGGGGUGGUGCUCUAUGCGCCGUCCUUGGCCCUCAAUGCAGUGACGGGCUUUGAUCUGUGGCUCUCAGUGCUGACCCUGGGCAUUGUCUGCACCAUCUACACUGCACUGGGUGGGCUGAAGGCCGUCAUCUGGACAGAUGUGUUCCAGACGCUGGUUAUGUUCCUAGGGCAGGUGGCUGUUAUUAUUGUGGGGUCGGCCAAAGUGGGCGGCAUGGGGCAUGUGUGGGAUGUGGCUUCCCAGCACGGCCUCAUCUCUGGGAUCGACCUGAAUCCAGACCCCUUUGUGCGGCACACCUUCUGGACCUUGGCCUUUGGGGGUGUCUUCAUGAUGCUCUCCUUGUAUGGGGUGAACCAGGCUCAGGUGCAGCGCUACCUCAGUGCCCACACAGAGAAGACUGCUGUGCUUUCCUGCUAUGCAGUGUUUCCCUGCCAGCAGAUAGCGCUCUGUAUAAGCUGCCUCAUUGGCCUGGUCAUGUUCGCCUAUUACCAGGAGUUUCCUCUGAGCAGUCAGCAGGCUCAGGCAGCCCCUGACCAGUUUGUCCUCUACUUUGUGAUGGACCUCCUGAAAGGCCUGCCGGGCCUGCCUGGGCUCUUUGUUGCCUGCCUCUUCAGCGGCUCCCUCAGCACCAUAUCCUCUGCUUUUAACUCACUGGCAACUGUCACAAUGGAAGACCUGAUUCAGCCCUGGUUCCCUGAGUUCUGUGAAACCCGGGCCAUCUUGCUUUCCAGAAGCCUCGCCUUUGGCUAUGGUCUGCUUUGUUUGGGAAUGGCCUAUAUUUCCUCCCAGAUGGGACCCUUGCUGCAGGCAGCAAUCAGUAUCUUCGGCAUGGUUGGGGGCCCGCUGCUUGGACUCUUCUGCCUUGGGAUGUUCUUUCCUUGUGCCAACCCUCCUGGUGCCAUCGUGGGCCUGGUGGUUGGACUCAUCAUGGCCUUCUGGAUUGGCAUUGGGAGCAUAGUGACCAGCAUGGGCUCUGGCAAGGCACCUUCUUCCCUUAACGUGUCCAGCUUCUCCCUGCCCAGCAAUCUGACCAUCACAACUGUGACCACCCUGAUGCCCUUGACCACCCUCUCCAGGCCCACAGGGCUGCAGCGGUUCUAUUCCCUGUCUUAUUUAUGGUACAGCGCACACAACUCCACUACCGUCAUUGUGGUGGGCCUGAUCGUCAGUCUGCUCACUGGGGGCAUGCGGGGCCGGACCCUGAACCCUAAGACCAUUUACCCUGUGCUGCCAAGACUCCUCGCCCUCCUGCCCUUGUCCUGUCAGAAGCGGCUUUGCUGCAGAAGCCACAGCCAGGACGUCUCCGUGGACACCAGCCUGUUUCCGGAGAAGCUGAGGAAUGGGGAGCUGCAGGACAGUGGAGACAAGUGGGCGAUGGCUGCAGAUGGGCCAAGCCAGGAGGGGCUCAGUCCCACCUUCGUCCUCCAAGAGACCUCACUGUGACGGGGGAUACGGCCUCUGUCCUCACUGCCAGGCAGCAGCCAGAGGCCACUCUAGUAUGGGGAUGAGUCCUGCGAUACAUUGUAUGGGUUGGGUGUGAUGACCAGCCCACAGUACAGCACUUUUCUCUUGCACCUUGCUCUUAAACGUUCUUGCCUGCAUUAGAAGCUAUUGCAUCUUGGGCCUGUGCCCCUUGCUAGUCUGUUCUCUAGAGGACCAGGCUUGCAGGCAGAAGAUUGUGCCAGAAAUGGGGAUAGAAGCAAAUCAUCUGAGAAAAGGAUAAUGGCUUCUGAGUCAACAUGGCCAGGGCCCUUUGAUGUGAUUAUAGCUGUCCUUGGGGCCAGUUUGGCAAGACAGACCAGCUCCAGCAUACAGAAUGGAGCUGCCUUGACCAGUUAUUGCUUCCCUUCUCAUCCCAUCCUGGCACCUUCUCUGUCAGCCACAGUGGCCCUGUGAUACUUUCUAGUUGCCUAUGACACCCAGUUCUCUCAUUUUUUUGUCUACCUCUGUUCUUGAGAGGGAGGGUUUGGUGUCCCUGGGCCUCUCAGAAUAGGCUAGUACAGGCCGGGGAUUUAGCUCAGUGGUUCCACUGCCUGCCUCGCAAGUGCAAGGACCCGAGUUCAAUCCCCAGUACCCAAAAAAAAAAAAAAGAAUAGGCAAGUACAUUUAUCUACUGGAGCAGGCAAGUUCUCCAUGUCACUGACUCCCUUCUCCAUUGCUAAGAUGGCCACCUGGGGACAGGGCCGUGACCAGGUCCUCCGGAGUGUGCUGACCUCCUAGCUCCUGAGCCAAGCCAUCCUGGUGUCAUUCUGUCAUCCAUGCUCCUAUUUCCUUUGGAGUCUCUUCCUUACAUAUCGUUGUUCCUGAGGAAUAAAAACAGCCGCUGGCUCUAGAGCCAGGCCUCCUAA
Messenger RNA from Heterocephalus glaber (naked mole-rat), 3422 nucleotides. The record is from RefSeq and is a predicted model, not a curated record. Lineage: Eukaryota; Metazoa; Chordata; Mammalia; Rodentia; Bathyergidae.